Durusdinium trenchii is the source of this 3360-nucleotide messenger RNA. The record is from the annotation of a GenBank genome assembly. Lineage: Eukaryota; Dinophyceae; Suessiales; Symbiodiniaceae.
AUGGUAAGUCACAUGUGGACCCGGUCCACGGUCCACUCCUGCCGCUCACGCUCAACGCUCGCACACGCUCUGUGCCGAGCACCGCACGAGCUCAGCUGCCAAUUCGCUGCGCAGCGCGUCGUUCGCCGCCGGGGUUUUGUCCCUGCCGUGCGAGUCGUCGUCGCGCCGCUGUGCUCGGUCCGCGCCGAAAAGGACGACGACGGACGCACCGGGACCGGUCGGACGCGACGGGUCUUCGGGAUCGCUGUUCCAACCACUGGCUCAAGGGACGGCGCCAUGCUCGAUGGAGGUGCAGCCACUGAGAGGUCGCCGGACACCUCCCUGGCCCGGCAGAUUCGCCGCGCGGCGCUGCGCGCCGAGGCCGAGGAGGUGUCGACGCAGCGGCACCAGCUGCAGGAGGAGUUGUCGACGCUGAAGAGAUGGAUGGUCGAGCAGCGUGAGGAGCAGGCCCAAGGCCUUACAGAGCUGCGGGAGCUGCGAGGCACCUUGCACGGUGCCAGACAUGAGGUGGAGCAACAAGCUGCUACUGCCAGAGCACAGGCGGAGGAGCAGGCGCAGCUCGCGGAGCUCUGCCGUGAAGGCCAACGGCGCCUGGGGCGCGAGGUCUUCGCGAAGAUGUCGGAGCUCAACGAGAAGCUCGGAGAGAAGAUGCAGCUCUUGGAGGAUGAGCUCACCGCGCGCUUGGCCGAAACCGUGAGGAUGUUGCGUCAGGAGGCACAGAGUUGCCGCUGUGAGGAGUUCCAACGGGAGUGCCUUGAGGCGCUGGACGCAGGUCGAGAUGUCGCAGAGCGGAGCGCUCAAGACUGCGUCAAGGCCCUGGAGGAACACAUGGCCCGGGGUCGGAAAGAGGCUAGCAAGACGUGCCACUCUGUCGAGUGCAUGAGGCAACAGCUAGCUGAGCAGCACGAGAUCUCCCAGCACUUGCAGCUGGAACAGGAGGAGCAGCGGGAGCGCCUUCAAGAGGUGUGUGGUGGAUGCCACGAGCUCGAAGCUCGCAUGGAGGAGCUAGGCAGGUGGUUGGAGGCUCUGGGUUUGAGACCGCCAGGAGACGGAGCCCAGGCCGCGAAGGCUCCAUGGGUCUUGGAGCUGGAGAAACAGCACGAGGCUCUCGACAGCCAGCAAGUAGACCUGCAGUCCUGCAGGAAGUUGGUGGAUCAUUGCUCCAAAGAGCUCCAGGAGUUGAAUUUCUCCUACCUCCAACGCCAGGGACAGGUGGAAUCGUUGCUGGCCAAGCAGGGCUCCAGUUUGCAGAGCUUGCGCCAGAAAGUCUCCAAGGAGCGCAAGGAGGAGGGUGCACGCCGAGCAGCCUGGGAUGAGGAGCUCUCGAAGCUCCGGAACCAAUUGCAGCAAGGGAUCCUGGACCUGCGAAAAACGCAGGCCGAGUCUGCAGCAGCGCACACGGCGGCGGUGGAAGAGAAGCAGCAGGCGUUGCUGCGGCACUGCCGUGCGUGGGCCUCUGAAGCAUCUGAUGGAACCAAGGAGCCUGAUGGUGAGGGUUUAUGUGCCACCUGCUACGCCAAGGCUUCCGUGUAUUGCAGCAAGUGCAAGGGGAGAUGGUACUGCUCUCAAAGCUGCCAGGCGAAGGACUGGAACCUGGGCCAUAAGGGCGACUGUGGCCUGGGCGACAUCUUGCAGGUCAAAAGCCCAGUGCCCAAGCCCCCGGCACGGCUACUGGCGGAGUCAGUGGAGAGGCCCGUGCACAGCGACGCCAGCUGGCGGAAGCUCUUGGAGUCAAGUGACUUCAGCGCCCGUGGUGGUUGGCCACGGGGCCUGCGGAAUGUUGCUAACUGCUGCUACAUGAAUGCCACGCUUCAAAGCCUCUACCAUAGUGUGCCCUUGCUGCACGGAGCUUUGAAGCAACACAGCUGCGAUCACGAGAGGCAGCACACUGAGUCCGCCUCGGCGUAUCAGGAGCCGCCGCUUUGCUUUCGCUGCAAUCUGGCCGCGUUGAGCGAGAACCAUUUGGCCUCCGCCAAGGUCACUUCGGAUGGCGACUGGGAGCUGGAAGAUGUGGUUGAGCUGCAUGACCUCAAGACCGAGUCGCUCAACGGCCAGACGGGCCUCGUGGUGGAGCUUCUUCAGCCCAAGAGCGAAGCUCCAGAGGCACGGCUGGGCGUGAUGCUGCCGGGCAAGGCCUCGCCCAUCGCCAUCAAGACACAGAACUUGCGGUUCCUCUACAAUCGUUCGGAGGUGCCCUCGCCGCCCUACGAGGUGCUGCGCUGGCUCCCGCGGCUCAACGAGGAGUUCACCUUCGGAGCCCAAGAGGAUGCUCAUGAGUUCUUCAACGGUUUGCUACGACUGUUGGAGGAUGAAGAGCUGAAGGAUCACGCACGGCAACUGCAGGAGAGCUCGGGAGAGGCCUUGGAGGUUCAGGCCGACUUGACGGCCUUGCCCUCGCGGAUCUUCGGUGGAAUUUUGGUCUCCCAGUGCACCUGCACCCGGAAGGAGUGCGCACGGAGCAGCUUUUCCUUCGAGCCCUUUCGGGACCUCUCGUUGGAGAUCACCGAGGCCACGGACAAUCUGGAGGAUAUGUUAAAGCUUUUCACCGCGCCCGAACGGCUCGACAAGCAGAACUCCUGGAAGUGUGAGGCCUGUUCCGAGGUCGUGCGUGCGCGCAAGCAGAUCACCAUCUACUCACCACCCAACUUUUUGGUCCUUCACCUGAAGCGCUUCCGCUUCAUGGAGCGCGGCAAGGUCACCAAGAUCGUGCCCUUCCCAGCGAUCUUGAACCUGCGGCCCUUCUUGAGCUCAGGCGCCUCGGGAGAAGGACGUCCUGUGGAGUAUGAGCUCAGAGCCGUGAUCGUGCACGUGGAUAAGGCGGGAUACUCGCACUUUGGCCAUUACAUCGCCUUCGUGAAAUGCGCCACCCACCGUAAGAACACCUUCCAGUGGUUUCGCAUCGAUGAUAGCAUCAUCCAGGAGGUGGAGGAGCAGCAGGUGCUCCAGCAGCAAGCCUACCUCCUCUUCUACACGCGCAUUGGUGCCAGCCAGGAGGCCUUGCGGCGCCCCGACGCGGCGGCGGGCGCCGCCGGCGCCGCCGCACCGAGCCGAGGCCGUUGCAAAGGCCGCGAGGGCGUCAUUUGCUCCUUCUAUGCCUGUGCCGAGGGCCUGUGCACGCGUUGCUACCAGGAGGAGUAUGGCAGGCCGCCACCGGCCGAGGCGCAAGAAGCAGGCAGCGCCUCCAACGGCUACACGGUCACAGCCACCCCGAAAGCUGCACCGUCAGCGCCCGCGUCAGCGCCGGCGCCAGGCCAAGGAAAGGCGGCGAAGAGCGGGGCCAAGCCCAAAAAGGUCGGGGCCAAUGAUCCCUGCCCCUGUGGUAGCGGCAAGAAAUACAAGAAAUGCCACGGAGGAGCCUAG